This is a messenger RNA of Lucilia sericata (common green bottle fly), 1160 nucleotides long. RefSeq lists its product as uncharacterized. The record is from RefSeq and is a predicted model, not a curated record. The transcript is spliced from 3 exons. The annotation marks the transcript as partial. Lineage: Eukaryota; Metazoa; Arthropoda; Insecta; Diptera; Calliphoridae.
UUUGACAGUUCGCUCAGCUGUUUUGUUUGUUUGGUUUUGUGUUGUUGCUUCAAAGUGAAGAAAAAACAAAUUUGUUUAUAAAUUUUGUGAAAUUCUGUGUUUUUUUGUGUGUGAAAUAUAUUUGUGCUAUAAUUAUAAAAGAUAAAUAAUAAAAUAUUGCAAAAAUGGAGGGACCAAAAGAAUUAUCAUUAAGUGAAAUACGUAAAUACAUGCUGGACAAUGGUUGUAAAGUAACAAAUCAUGCCUUAGUGAAGCAUUUCAAACGUUUCCUCACACAUCCCGAGACACAAAAUGAAGCUCGUAAAGAAUUUAAAACUUAUGUGAAUAUUUUGGCCACCAUUAAAAAUGAAAACAAUCAGAAAUAUUUAAUUUUGCGUAAGAAAUAUUUAAAUGAAUGUCCGUCUGAGGAUGUAGUGCAACGUGCUGUUUCACAAGCUGGCGGCUCUGAUUCAGUGCCUAGUAGUCCCGGGGGAGUUUCAUUAACUUCAGAUGCUGUGGCUAGUUCUCCUUACCGCCAGCCACCUCCAUACAAACCUCCCCCAGAGUUUUCCUCUCCUCUGGCUAAAAUUUCCCAAACACCAGUCGCUACUGGUGUUGCCGUUCAUACGGAAAACGUUGACAACUAUCGUGAGUGUGUUAAUGAGUUUACCACGGCCAUGUCACGUAUUGACCCUAAACGUCUUGAACGUCAAACUUCUGAAAAUGAACCUCCCACCCCUACACCCCAGGGUGAGGAUAAUAAACGUAAAGAAUUGGAAGAAAAAGCCAAUCGAGAAAAAAGUGUUUCUAGAGCUAAUUCUGUAGAUGAGACCGGUGGUAAUAAGGAAAAUAUUCCACGUUUUUCUUUUUCAUCCGGUUCUUCGGCUACCUCAACUGAUGGUAGUGGUGAGAAAUCAUCGGGUCCCGAUGUGGACACUGAAAAUCCCAUAAGUGUUAAGGAGGCCACGCGUAAAUUUAAUCGAAUGGCAUCGGAGGAAGAGGCGAAAAUUAUUUCACCACCUUCGAAAAAGAAGCCGGAAAAGUUAAUCGAGGAGAAAGAGUUACCCGAGGUAACAUUGGCUCAUCCUAAGGCUAAAGAAUGGAUUGUCUCUAUGGCUAAGGCCAAUUAUCAGGAGUUAGCCAAGUUGGCUAAUGAAUAUCCGGAAUUGGUGAAAUUGCAU